AUGUGGAUUUGCCCUUUGGACUUGCGGGGGUGCGAAACGUGCAAAUUUGCGCUGCUCAGCGUGUGCGGGAGGGGGGGGAGGAGCUUCGACGGAGGAAGUCGCCCCUUCGUCGGCCGCGGUGUGUGUGUGCGUGUGUGUGUGUGUGUGUGUGUGUGUGUGUGUGUGCUAACUUACCUCCGGAGCGAGCGUCGCGAAGCACCGGAUCGCCGAAUAACAUCCACGGGGGCGGCGGCGUGGACGAGCCGCGCUCGGAUCCGCUCGCCCGGACCCGAACGUCGGCCCGCGCGGUGCACUUUGGGCGAGCAGUAUGCAUUUGGACUGCAGGCUGCCAGUACGGAAGGAGCGGUAAUGGUGGGCAGGGGGCCGACAGGGGCCGAGGUUCUCGUCCUGUCGAUCCUCGUCAUCAUCCUCACCGCGGAAGGCUGCAGGGCGCAGAAAGGUGACGGCUGCGGCCCCACAGUGCUGGGCCCCAGCAGCGGGACGCUGUCGUCCCCGGGCUAUCCGGGGCCGUACCCCAACAACACGGUGUGCGAGUGGGAGAUCGGCGUGCCCCCCGGCAACCGGGUCCACUUCUGUUUCGCCGAGCUGGACAUCGACGACGGCGACUGCCAGGUCAACUACCUCCGCCUGUACAACGGCGUCGGACUCGACAGGAGCGAAAUCGCGAAGUACUGCGGCUUGAAUGUGGAGGCGAACGAGCUCAUCGAGUCCACCGGCAACCGGGUGACUGUUCAGUUCAUGAGCGGGAGCCAUCGCACUGGACGUGGAUUCUACCUGUCCUACUCCACCGCAGAACACACAGAUCUCAUCACCUGCCUGCACAAAGGAAGCGAUUUCCCCGAGGCGGAGUUUAGCAAAUACUGUCCAGCCGGAUGUUUGACAUCUACAGAGGAGGUUUCCGGAACGAUACCGAAUGGGUACAGAGAGUCGUCUCCCCUGUGCUUGGCCGCCGUCCACGCUGGCGUGGUGUCCAACGCCGUGGGGGGCAGCAUCCACGUGGUGAGCAGCAAAGGUAUCCCGCGCUACGAGGGCACACUGGCCAACAACGUCACAUCCACUGGAGGAACUUUGUCAAACAGUCUCUUCACCUUCAGGACGAAUGGCUGCUACGGAACGCUGGGACUAGAGUCCGGCGGCGUGGCGGACAUUCAGAUCUCCGCUUCGUCCGUGUGGGAGUGGAACGACGUGGCGGGCCAGCGCAGCGUGUGGGCGCCGUCGGGGGCUCGGCUAAAAAAGGCGAGCCUGCCCUGGGCGCCGUCCCAGAGUGACCAGCACCAGUGGCUGCAGGUGGACCUGAAAAGACAGAAGCGGAUCACAGGCAUCAUCAGCACAGGCUCGACACUGCGGGAGUUCCCGUACUACGUGGCGGCGUACCGCGUCCUCUACAGCCACGACGGCCAGCGCUGGCUCCGCUACAAGGAGGCCAACUCCACCCAAGACGUGACUUUUCAAGGAAACAUCAACUACCUGGACGAGGUGCGGAAUAAUUUCAUCCCUCCCAUCGAGGCGCGCUACCUGAGGAUAAAUCCAACCUGGUGGCACCAGAGGAUCGCUAUCAAGGUGGAGCUGCUCGGUUGCCAAGUGUCUACAGCGAGGAAGAGUAUGACGCCCAGGAUGUUCCCGCCUCCCCGUUUCACCCCUCGCCCGGCAGCCACGAAACGCCCGCUUACGCUCGGCAAGACCACUUCACCUCCUGACAUCAGAAACACGACCAUGCCGCCUCUCACUGGCAAAGAGGUGGCACUGGCUGCCGUCCUGGUGCCCGUCUUGGUCAUGGUGUUGACGGCGUUUAUCUUGCUGGUGGUUUGUGCUCGGCACUGGAGGAGUCGGCAAAAGAGCUCCGAAGGAACGUACGAUCUUCCUCACUGGAAUCGCACUGACUGGUGGAAAAGUAUGAAGCAGCUGCUGCCGUCCAAGAUGGUGGAGGCGGAAGACUCGGUCCGCUACAGCAGCAGCGAGGUGGGCCGGCUCACGGCGAGGGGCGCCGUUACGAGACUGCACGCUGAACCCGCAGAAUAUGCGCAGCCCCUGGUGAGCGGCGUAACAACAUUGGGCGCCCGAUCCACGUUUAAACCCGACGAGGGUCCCGACCCGGGGUACAGCGACCCCGACUUGUACGACGCCCCCAUCUCCCCAGACGUCUACCACGCGUACGCCGAGCCGCUCCCCGCCUCGGGGGCCGAGUACGCCACGCCCAUCGUGGUGGACAUGGGCCGCCACCCGUCGGGGGCCGCGCCCGGAGCCUUGCUGCUGGCGCGGGCGGAGGGCGGCCAAACGGCGUACGACACGCCCAAAAAUGCCACGGGACAGGACCUGGCCUAUCAGGUGCCUCAGUGCGGCGCCAACAGAGCCGAAGGGGGCGCGUGAUCGGCGGACCGUCACCCGUAGACGUCUGUGUCGUGUACACACGGCGAGUACGAUCCGCUCGCGUUGGCGCCAUUCCAGUCGGAUCACUGAAAGCGCAGAAAUGAAUGUUGUGUUCGCGCGGCGUACAAAGCUCACGAAAUGAGCGCGCCGACUACUGUUUUUCAAAAUCUGUGAUUCUUGCUUUUGUGAAACUGUGAUUGUUUUUUUUUUUCUGUUAAAAACGUGAUGGUGGAAAACAAUGAAUUCCUCCUUAGCGUAGUUGUCCACGGUACGCGUCGUCUUUGAAAGCGUGACUUGAACUUGUGCUGCAGCUCGUGUGAUUCCGUCGCUGCCAACCUCUUAGAAUUCCCAAGUGAUUUUUUUACUGAUAUUUAUUUUUGAAUCCUGCUGAUGACGAGAAGCCCACCCGCUGCCCACCCCACGCCGCUUGCGCAGACCAAAAUGUUGCCUUUUUUGUGUUUGUUUGUUGCAACUCAGCAGAAUUUUUAAAGUCUUAAUGUGAGAAAUAAAGCAAAGAUUUUAAAGACAGAAA
This is a messenger RNA of Phycodurus eques (leafy seadragon), 2899 nucleotides long. RefSeq names its product discoidin, CUB and LCCL domain containing 2 (gene dcbld2). Bases 1 to 2367 code for a protein of 788 amino acids. Lineage: Eukaryota; Metazoa; Chordata; Actinopteri; Syngnathiformes; Syngnathidae. The transcript is spliced from 15 exons. The record is from RefSeq and is a predicted model, not a curated record.